AUGGCGGAUUUUUUUUCAACUCCAUCUGAAUCUGGAAGAAGAGGAAAGGUUUGUGGCUUCGCUUCAACGGCUGGACGACGUAUUCAAUCUAAUCGCACUCCCUGGCUUUCCAGAAGACAUACUCCGUACGUUACAACCCCCAAAUCUGGACGAAUUACUCGAAAACAAGAUGGGGAGACUACACGAUCUCUUCGCAAGACCGCAAAUCGUCAAGAAAAGGAAAACUUUCCAACCACUGUAGUUUCUCACGGGUCGAAGCGAUCUAAUGCUAGAAUUUUUCAAACUGAGGGAAAGACUUCAAACUUCUUUCAGGAUAUUAUUGGUAAAACGCUUCGUGUGUAUCAGGCAUCGCCGCUUUAUGAUUUUGACGCUUCCAGCGUGACAACAUAUGCAGAGCAAAUUUCUGGGUUUCUACAGUUAGAGACAGAUAAACAGCUUUUAGUUGGAGCAAAUGGCGAAAUCAAAAAUCGCAAAUACAAAACUGACAUCUUUGUUUUCAAAGAUAUCACAGCUGAAGACACGAAACUUUCAGCUGUGAAAGUAACCGUCAACAAUUUUACAGAAAACGCUUCUACCAAAGUAAAAUCAACUUCUGAUCCAAUUUUGACAAUGAUGAUGUGCUCUGUGGAAAAGGAAGCUUCAGAAGAUACGAGACUGCAAAGACAAUUUACCUCUUUACCAGUUUGUCUCAUCAAAGGUCCCGCAGACCUUUGCAGAAGUUUGAUCCAAUGGUUUGAGCAGAAAUUUGAUUGUAGAAUCACCCCGAUGACUUUCUCAUCCACAGAUCUUUGUUGGUAUUUUUCUCUCUGGGCAGGGAUGUCAUCAGCUGGCAAAUCCUCACCAAUCGAACUUUGUUACGAUGCUUCGACUGUGACAGGACUGAACAGAAUUUUAUUUAGCAUCGAGGAAAAGGAUGCAAAAGAGAUCUGGGAAAAUAUCCACGACAAAAACUCUUUCAUUUUUACUGAAGAAGAGUCGUUGACUUUUCUCAAGGCUUUGGAGACUCACUUUUAUCAUCAUUUUAAGAUAAAUCUGGAAGGAUUGUCAGUUACUAGAGUAAGGACAGCAAUUGCUUGCAUUGCCUCAGAAGGAAAGCUCAAACUCGUGCACUCUCUUUAUGCAGAUCAUAUAUUAGAGCAACUAACACAAACUGCCCUUACAAAAGAAUUUUAUGGGAGGCUGUGA
Porites lobata is the source of this 1185-nucleotide messenger RNA. Lineage: Eukaryota; Metazoa; Cnidaria; Anthozoa; Scleractinia; Poritidae. The record is from the annotation of a GenBank genome assembly.